Molecule: messenger RNA, 2562 nt
Organism: Sesamum indicum (sesame)
Lineage: Eukaryota; Viridiplantae; Streptophyta; Magnoliopsida; Lamiales; Pedaliaceae
Source: RefSeq, a predicted model, not a curated record
UGUAAUUCUUACCGUUGCUAAGUCAUUCUUACAACUCUGAAUCUUUCAAAUCCAAGAAGCGAAAACAAACAAUGCCUCGGAGACUUCACUUCAGAAGGAUUUGAAUUGUUCUAUGUUGCAUGAAAGAUCUGCAAUCAGGAGUUCACUUAUCUGAUUUAGUGUAGAAAAGCGGAGGUGUUUUGAAACGUAAAGAUGAGUUCUUUACCGAUCCCUGAACUGGUAGAGAGCAUGGCAAAGUUAUUUUAUCUAGGUCAGUUUGAUGAGGUCAAGAAUAUACUAAUGGACCGUGAAAACAUGAUUAGAACCCAGAUGGAAAGUCUUGGUCGUGAUGCACUUGAGAGAAUGCAGGGCAUGACCGAGCUUGAGAGAUCGAAAUUUGAGGAGAGAUUGAGGGACAGUCAGAGAGAGUGCGAGACACUGAAGGAGAAAAUCGCGACGUUGAAUGCAGAUAGAGAGUCGAAUGAUGGAGCAAGGAGGGGACAGGAAGGAUUAGUUGGGGUUUGUGAGGAUCAUACUAAGAUGUUAGAGGCGAGAAACGUGAUAAUAUUAGAGCUGAAUAAGAAGUUGACUCUGCUGGAAAAUCAGAUUCUUGAAGGGGAUCAGGUUGUGAGAGUAUGUCAGGAUAAGCUUAAGGGUUUCGAGGAGAGGAUGGUGCAGCUGGACGUGGAGGUGGAGACACUGAAGCAACAAAAGAUGGAAGCUAAUGAAACCGUGGAGCAACUGAAGCACGAAUUGUCAAAAUUUGAACGGAGGGAGGAGAAACUGAGGAAAAAGAAUAUGGAGGCUUGUGAGCUUCUGGAGCAGUUAAGGCAACAAAUUUUGGCUGCCGAAGCGCACACAAUGAGGUCUGAUGAAGCCAUAAAGAAACUGAAGCGGAAAGAAUUGGAGGCUGAUCGGACGGUGCAGAAGUUGAGGCGAGAGGUAUUGGCUGGAGAAGAGCACAAAAAGAUGAGUAAUCGAAUGUUGGAUAAAAUGAGGGCCAAAGAGUCAGAAGACGUUCGUAGAAUGCAGGAACUAAGAAAACAAAAUUUGGAGGCUUCUCGGACUGUGGAGGAGUUGAGGCAGCAGGUAUUGGCUGCAGAAGAGAACAAAAAGAUCUGUGAUCAGGCAAUAGAGGAAAUAAGGGCCAGACAGUUGGAAGACAUUCGGACAGUGGAGGAACUAAAAAGCCGACAUUUGCAGACUUCGGAAACCAUGGAGGAAUUGAGGCAGCAUAUAUUGGCUGCAGAAGACCGCAAAAAGAUAUCCGAUCAAACCAUAGAUGAAAUGAAGGCCAGAAAAUCUGAAGACAUCCGGACAGUGGAGGAACUCAGCCGCCAACAGUAUGAAGUUUCUCGGGCAAUGAAGGAGUUGAGGCGCCAAAAGCUAGAGGCUUAUAAUGCUGCUGAAAUUCAUAAAAGGAGGUAUGAGAAUUUGGCGCCAAUGGCAGAGGGACUAGCCAGUUUGUUAAAGGUGGAAGUCGAUGAUCUGGUAAAUCUAGUAACUGUCGAGGAUAAGUCUCUCACUGCAGAGGGGAAUGAGGGUCUGAUUUUCCGAGUUUCUAAGGAUGGAAAACGGUGUUUGAGAAAUGACAGUGCUGAGGGUGCAGGGAAUGCUGAUGUUAUUGUGGUUGUUAAAUCACUAGGUGAUAGAAACUUGCCUGAGUCUUCUUGGACAAAACACGGAGAUACCAUUGUUUACAAUGCAUAUCAGACAUCUUCCCCUGUCCAAUCUGAUUAUGCCACGGCUCAAGCUGAGUGCAACUAUGGAGACCAAGAAAAUCGGUCUAGAAAAUUACUGGACUCCGGUGGACAUGCCGGCUCAGGCUUGGAGUUCAGGAUGUCUGUCAGUGAGCAGUUAAUGAUCCAAACAUGUUGUUCCCAUGAACUUACGCCUUAUCGUGCAGAUGCUGGAGUUAUUAUUGACAUCAUUGACAGUGAUGACGAAACAACUGAACCUGCCUAUAUUAGUACUCCACCCAAUCAGACAAAUAAACAAAAGGACUACGCCUCCGAGGUUUCUCUCAUUUCCCAGAAACGGAAAAGAAGCGAAUUUGAAAUUGACUGGCAGAAAGGAGAUGAGAACAUCGUCGGGGAAGCAAGUGAUUCUCAAAUACUUAAGUAUGAUGACUUCAAUGAGAGGACACCUAUACAUAACCUCAACAAUCGAGUACUUCAGAGGACAUGGAUGUUUCCAUCCGACAUGCUGAAGGCCUUCAUGGAGGAUGACGAGCUCUGCAUGAACGCCGUGUGCGCACUCUACAGACAGCAAGUUUCUGCAUCAAAAUCUAAUGCUGGUUUUGCUGGAAUAUUUCACCACUUUGAAGCAAUGAGCGGAUGUGCCUUGGCUGAGUAUCUGAUCGGUGAGGAUCCAGAGCUGAAGCUAAGGAAAUCCAGAGCUGAAGUAAAAGAACAAUUCCCCUGUGCUAUCAAUCUCUGCCGGAGGAUUGCAACAGAUUACUACGAGAAUCUGUUUGCAUUGUACUGCAACGGAGACGAUCCCUUCUUCAGAUCAUGAUAACCUAUGCGCAGACAACGUCUAAUCUUAUGUUAUGCUCCUGCUCGACUUCCGUUCCCCGUUGCA